Phaedon cochleariae (mustard beetle) is the source of this 2047-nucleotide messenger RNA. The record is from the annotation of a GenBank genome assembly. NCBI's taxonomy places the organism in Eukaryota, Metazoa, Arthropoda, Insecta, Coleoptera, Chrysomelidae.
CGUCAAUCCUAUACGCCUGCUGACAUGCCUCAACGAAUCAUUCGAGAAGAAUUCGCACUGAAGAGUCCAUCGAAGAUAGCAAAAGUGUUCCGACUUUCCCCGUUCGCCGCAUCAAAUUUCACCUGUAAACGCCCAACGGCAUAUUUCUUCGCGCGUAAACGCACAGAACGCCAAGUACCAACGUCCGUCGAUGUUCAAUUUUCUUCGGCAAGGCCUCCGCGACCAAGUGUACUUGAUCCUUAUUACCAUAAAAUAAGGCACGUCAUGCUGCCUUACUUGGACUCUGUGAACUUGAACUAAGGCCGCUGCUACUUAGUGCCAUGUUUUUCGGAGAUAAAUCCUCGAAUAUUAAUAAAUAGCGUGGGAACCUACUGCACUGAUAUACUUAGUUCGUUAGGCUAAUAAGUGAAUAAUUGUGGUGUAUAUAGAGACAAAAGUGGGCCGUGUGAAGUGAAAUUAUGAACGAGUGUGUUGAGGGAGUCUGUGAGAUCGAAGAGUUCCAUGGAUUAAAUCAGCAGAAUUGAAAAGAUUGGCCAUGAAGGGUUGGUUUGAUGCCUUUCGAUGUGAUGGCGGCCCCACCCUUUAUAAUUUCAACAACAGGACAGCAGUGACCGGUGACGUCACCACGAUCACGUUCCUAGCUAUAUUCACGACACUGUAUCUUGCAUUCCUGAUUAUAUUUUUUGGAAUAAGGAAAGAAAAAUGUUCGACUUUUUGUGCUGUGACCUUGAGUCUCUUCAUAGGAGCCACCAUAUUAAUUACUGUAUACGGAUCAGCAUGGCAUGUAUCCAAGACGCCAGCAGUGAUCACGUACAGGGCUUUUUCAAAAGAAAAGGUGAUAGCUGACAUUGGUGUCUACGUAGGACUAAAGCAUGUAAAUAUAACAUUGCAAGCAUCGAAUAGUAAUUGGACGACUGAUAUAGAUUUUAACGAACGAUUUUUAUGGAUAGACUCACACCAGAUGGGCAAUAGUUUCAAGGAAGCCCUGAUAAGAGGACUACCCUUCCCAAUUUUAACCAUUGCAGAAUAUUUCACCGUUGGACAAGAAGGACUGGCCUGGGGUGGGCAGUAUAGAGCUGCCGGUUAUUUUGCAAUUAUUAUGUUGUGGACCUCGUUUGCGAUAUGGAUGCUCAUGAACCUGAUGUUGAUAGUGGUGCCACGAUAUGGGGCGCUGUUGAUGACGCUUUGUGGAUUCUUGUUGCUGUCUACGGUAUGCGGUUACUUCGGAAUGCUGCCAGAAACACCUUUAGUCAUACACGUGGAAGGAGCCGUCUUGAAUUUCGAAUUCGGGUGGUGUUAUUGGCUCGUCCUUAUUGCAGGUGGUAUUUGUUUAUUGGCUGGUGUGAUAAUCACUGCUGUGGAAAUCAUCAACCCUCACAGCUUCAUGACGAUACUCGAAGUUGACUACGAUACGCCCUAUGAUAGGCAUAUUAUCAUAGAAGACAGUCGUGGAAAGCGAUUCCAGAAGAAGAUUAGUGAGAUCAAGUUGGAUGAGGAACCAAAUCUCGGUACAAAAAUUUUAAGGAGACUGAAUUCGAAAGAUAAUAUGGAGUUGAACGAUAACAAGAGCCCUGAUAUCAGACAGGACAGGCAGUUCCGUUUGGAGGCGAGCCCUUGGAAAUAUCCCUACAAAGUGAAUGAAAAGGGACAUGUCGAGCCAACAACUCCUACAGAAACGUCGUCGAGGUCAUCGAUGUCAGAAUAUCUAUCACCAGUUCAUAGUGAUCGUUUCAGGCAUACUAGUCAUCGUCAAUCAGAUAGAAUUCAACCAUCGGUGUCAAUGUGGUAGAAAACUUCAACGAGUUAGGACUAAAAAUUCAACCUGAAGUAUUUCAAGUCGUCUGGUAUUCCGCUUCAAUAAGAUGGACCCUUCCUUCGAGAAUGGAGGGUAUCGAUGGUUAUGUUGGCAGAUGAUGCAAAGAAACUCGAGAAUAGUGCAAUGUAUUGAGUGAUCUUAUUGUGAUAAUUAUUGAAAAUCAUGUGAAUGGCCAUAUUUAUAAUGUAGCUUGUAAAAUUAUUUUAAAUUAUUUAUGAACGAAUAAAAAAG